Messenger RNA from Perca fluviatilis (European perch), 905 nucleotides. RefSeq lists its product as uncharacterized. The transcript has 6 exons. Gene Ontology annotation, biological process: response to bacterium. Lineage: Eukaryota; Metazoa; Chordata; Actinopteri; Perciformes; Percidae. The record is from RefSeq and is a predicted model, not a curated record. The coding region runs from base 1 to 723 and encodes 240 amino acids.
AUGGCGGAAGAUCUUAAUCUGAGAACAAAAGAUGAUUGGUGUUUGAUGGAGGAGGAGACUGUCCAGAGUCUCCUGUCAGAGUUAGAUGGAGGGAGAGAGCUACACAUCACUUGUCUGACAGGAAGAGACAGAGGAAACCCCGCCUCUCCCCCCUCUACCCCCGCUGAGAGCACUCUUACUGGAGCACAGUUCAGUCUGCUGCAGUCUCCUGUACACAUCGCCUUGGUAACAGCUUUACUCUGUUUGAUCUCUGUCUGUGUUUCUGAGUUCCACACUGUGGAGGUCCAGCCUGCUGAACAAGUCACACUGAUGUGCUCCAACUUCAGCAGCUUUACCGGGCACAUGUUCUGGUUCAGACUGGACAGCAGACCCAACAUCAGCCGUAUCUCCUCCAUGUGGAGCUCUGAUUCAAAUGCUUCACUCUACGAUGGAUUUCAAAAUGGAAAAUUUAACAUGACAUCCAACACCACUACCCUCUUCCUCAACAUCACCCAUGUGGAUUUCGCUGACUCUGGACUGUAUUUCUGUGGAUUUUACUCAGAUGGAAAGCCAGUAAUUGUCACUGCAACAUAUCUAAAAGUUCAAGAAGUGUUUGAUGGAAUAACGAGCCUGACCAGUGUGAUCCUCCUUGGUCUGAUUCUUUUCCUCGUUCCAGUCGUCAUUGGUCUAGUUGUCAAAAUCAGGAAAUUUCAUACAGAACAAUAUGACCAAAUGGAAAUCUAAAUGGGCACUGACAAGCUGUUUAAAAGCACCUGAAAUAACAUCACGUUAAAGAGUAUUACUGAGUGGACUAACAACAUGAUGGGUAAGCCUUCAAACUCAACACACUACUCAUUCCUAUCCCAAGAUGUGACAUUCACAAACAGCACGGUUUGUUGUAAGUCACACAAGUUCUUCAGGCUGUG